AUGGAAAUGUCAGUGCUGCCGUGGGCCGAUUUCCUGAUAGAAUGUUCAGGCGUAAAUGGUAAAGCUGAUACAUCUGUGCCGGUCGAAUCUGAGUGGGAAUGGCUUAAACAGCUGUGUGAACUGGCUGGUGAAGAUUGCUGUUCAGAAGUUAAUAAUUCAUUCCAACAAGUAGCACUAACUCUAAGGUUGGAUGCUAGCAGUUAUUUUUUGAAGCUAAAUUGGACGGAAUCUUUCUGUACAACUGGUCCUGGAGUGAUAUCCAGCUUGGGUUCUGCAUUUCAGCAUUCAUGGCAAAAUAAUGAAACACUUUGUUCGUUGUAUCAUAGUUUCUUCGAACGCUGUUUGAGGAUAGACUUAGCAGUGAAACUGUGCUCGGAUGUCAGAUAUCCAUUUACAUUCAGGGGAUGGGCAGUCAAUGAAGAUGACCCUGCCUGCAUAACCGUCACGUUGUCAUACGAAGAAUGGGAUACAAAAAAAAGCUUUCAGCUGUGCUUGAUGGUUGAUUGGUCAGAGCCUAAUACUUUUCCACGUGGACUUACUUCUUCGGCUCCAGAGUGCCUUCAAGGCUUGCGACUCGAUGAAUGGGAUUCGUCAAGUGUAUUUGCUGAUAAUUUGAUUCGAGUUUUCUGUAAUAUGAUCUCAUGA
Molecule: messenger RNA, 645 nt
Organism: Loa loa (African eye worm)
Lineage: Eukaryota; Metazoa; Nematoda; Chromadorea; Rhabditida; Onchocercidae
Exons: 4
Coding region: 1-645 (214 amino acids)
Source: RefSeq, a predicted model, not a curated record